AUGGACACCUCUAGCACACCUUUUACUACUAACUUGCUCCAACUACACGUGGAGACAGACAAGCCAGCGAAGACUCAAAGCUUGGUACCUCAAGCAACUAUCGAUGAUUUCCCUGCCAGUUUUCGUGACACCAAAGGCAAAAUUCAUAUCCUUAAUGACCCAACCGCAUUCCUAUCGAAAGAGCUGUCGCUCCAAAAAUUAGAAGUAUUCUCAAAAUAUUUCUGGGCAAUCGGGAGUAAACGCCCAGCAGCACCUCUGAAUUACCAAAUAUACUCGAGGAGGGAAAUUAUUCCCUGCGAACGUUUGGAUUUACAUCUCGUUUGGACGAACGAUGGAAGAAUCUUCAUAAAGCCCUUGCCUCGUUUCCUACUUAGCCUCGAGGUUUGGGAUGAAUAUCUUAAUUGCAACGUUGAUUGCAAGUGCCAACGAGGUCCCGCCAAACUCGACACCAGCAAUGCUCUACAGACACCACAUCGUCAUGGGCCCGACAAUUUAAGAGGCGCAAAUAUCAACCAAGCCGGCAGUAUUUGGCCUCAGCGAGACGUCUGUGCGUUACGGAGAUGCGCCUUAGGUUUCCUCUACUCGUAUGUUUGCCUUCUUACUUACGAGAGCGACUUUGCAUACGCGAAAGAACAUCAUCUUCUUCCUCGUUCGGCUGAAGAGUCGGAGAUUCAUUGGGACGAUUGGAAGAAGUUUUCCAAGGAGAUUCUCGCCAAAUACAAGGAAGCUGAUGUACACCCGCGUUUCCACCGGGGAGAACUUCGUCUUUCCCGACUGAAUUUCUUCAGUCGCUUCACUCAGUGGCCGUUGUUUACUUCGUAUAUUCGCGGCUGGCGGAAUUACGGUAGCUUGGUCCGAGACAAUAUCACCUCACUAGCUACGGUUACGGUUUUCAUUGCCUUGAUUCUGACGGCAAUGCAAGUUGCGCUUGCCACGGACCAAAUAAAAGCGAACCCUCGUUUGAUGGAUGUUUCCUAUGGCUUUUCUAUUUUUGCUAUUUUCGCUCCGCUAUUCGUGCUAUUCCUGGUUAUUAUCGAAGUUUUUUAUAACCUUCUUAAAGAUAACCUAUUGACCUCAAGCAUUGCUAAAAAGCAAGCUGAAAAGAAGGAGCCUGCAUCAGACGCGCUGGUAUAA
This is a messenger RNA of Daldinia childiae, 1134 nucleotides long. RefSeq lists its product as uncharacterized. Lineage: Eukaryota; Fungi; Ascomycota; Sordariomycetes; Xylariales; Hypoxylaceae. Bases 1 to 1134 code for a protein of 377 amino acids. The transcript has 2 exons. The record is from RefSeq and is a predicted model, not a curated record.